UUGUUGCUUAGCAAUUAAAUGUAUGCACGUAGCAGCAGCACUGACAAAGAUGCUAAUAAAAAGUGACAAGUUAGAUCUCCAGAAAAAAAUACACGAUUAAGAAAAAAAUAUCUGUCAAGAUACUGGAGCAACAGCGAAUGGUACAUAUGGGUAGAUCGUGUCCCUCCUGAAGGCAAGAUCUUCAGGUACUGACCACUAGAGGGGCUGAGAUGAUGGAAAUAGAAGGUAUCCACAUUUAUAGCAUGGGCUACAGACACACAGUUGUGCAAACAUCAUGCUUUACACUCUCAAAUUAAAGCUUAAAAACCUCCAAGGAAGGAAAGGAGGCCAGAUUGGAGGGGGAGGAGGUGAGAGGAAGGAAACGGGUGGAGAAAACCACUAUAUUCCCAAGAUGCAAGGAAAGUUGAAAAGUAGAAGAAAAAAUAUAUUAAAUCAGUGUAAACUAAGAGAGUCACAGUGUACACUCUGUGGGGAGCCUGAAGAUUUGGAUUCUCUAACAGGGCAUGCAUUUCCAGAAGAAGAGGGUGGCGAUCUGCUCAAGUCGAGCUUCAGUUUUCCAGGGACGCCAGAGGAGGAGCUAGACCAGCAGUACUCAUGGUCGCCUUCUCAGCACUUCAAUGAAGAAAGAUACUCUCCUGCUCCGAGGAAUAUGAAAGGAUUAUCUGGUAGUCGCAAUCAACCACAGUUAUGUUCAGCUCAUACUUGUGGCUUAGCAUCCCCUGAAGAUUGUGACCAUACCCACGACCUUAUCCACCAUGGGCAGGAGCCAAGGCCGUCGUAUCUCCUCAGCCCCACGGAGAGCUGCCCGCUGGACCACCACCGUUGCUCCCCCCGCAGCUCCAUUCAUUCUGAGUGCAUGAUGAUGCCCAUGGUAAUGGGCGAUCACAUGUCCAGUAGCACUUUCCCCAGAAUGCACUACAGCUCGCAUUACGACUCCAGAGACGACUGCGCCAUGUCUCACGGUAACCCUAAGAUUAACCGUAUUCCUGCAAAUCUUUUGGACCAGUUUGAGAAGCAGCUUCCCCUUCACCGGGAUGGGUUUCAUACUUUACAGUACCAGCGGACCUCAACCGCUGCGGAGCAGCGCAGCGAGAGCCCGGGCAGGAUUCGCCAUCUCGUUCAUUCCGUCCAGAAACUUUUUACUAAAUCUCAUUCUCUGGAAGGAUCCUCCAAGGGAAAUGUUAAUGGAACAAAGGGAGACAGUCGAGGGGACGAUCAUCAUCAUGGGCACCAUUCCAAGCAUAGUAAAAGGAGUAAAAGUAAGGAGCGAAAACCAGAAGGCAAGCAUAAAUCUGGAAUGAGUAGCUGGUGGAGCUCCGAUGAUAAUUUGGACAGCGAUAGCACUUACCGAACCCCUAGUGUGGUAAAUAGGCACCAUGCAGAUCAUAUAUCCCAUUGCUACCCUGAGGCACUCCAGGGGCAUUUUGGGGAUCUCUCAUUGAAGACUUCCAAAAGUAACAAUGAUGUGAAGUGUUCAGCUUGUGAAGGGCUACCAAUGACCCCUGACAGUAAAUACAUGAAAAGGAGUUCUUGGUCCACACUUACAGUAAGUCAGGCUAAAGAAGCUUAUCGCAAAUCAUCACUGAACUUAGAUAAGCCCCUGGUUCAUCAGGAAAUCAAACCUUCUUUGAGGCCGUGCCAUUACCUUCAGGUACCUCAGGAUGAAUGGGGAGGAUACCCAGCUGGUGGGAAAGAUGAAGAGAUCCCAUGCAGAAGAAUGAGGAGUGGGAGCUAUAUUAAGGCCAUGGGAGAUGAAGAAAGUGGAGAUUCUGAUACAAGCCCCAAGACAUCACCAAAAUUAUCUGUUCGGCCAGAGUCAUUAUUAAAAUCCAUUGGGCAAAGACCACUGGCAGAUCAUCAAAAUCAGAGCUACCUUCAAACUGCAAGUGACGUGCCUGGGGGUCACAACCUGGAUCCCUCUGCAAACUACAAUUCCCCAAAGUUUCGCUCAAGGAAUCAGAGCUAUAUGAGAGCAGUGAGCACGCUCAGUCAGGCCAGCUGUGUUAGUCAGAUGAGUGAAGCAGAGGUUAAUGGGCAAUUUGAAUCGGUGUGUGAAUCAGUGUUUAGUGAAGUUGAAGCUCAGGCAAUGGAUGCCCUUGACCUCCCUGGAUGUUUCCGAACAAGAAGCCACAGUUACUUGCGUGCCAUUCAGGCAGGCUAUUCCCAAGAUGAUGAAUGUAUCCCUGCGCUGACAUCCUCCAACAUCACCUCAACCAUCAGGUCAACCACAGCUGUAACUUACACAAGUUACAAGAAAACUCCACCGCCAGUCCCCCCCCGCACCACUUCCAAGCCGCUGAUCUCCGUGACGGCGCAGAGCAGCACGGAGUCCACGCAGGACGCGUACCACGACGGCCGGGCCCAGCGGAUAGCGCCGUGGCCGCAGGACGGGCGAGCCAUGUACAACUCCACCGACAGCCUGGACAGCAACAAGGCCAUGAACCUGGCCCUGGAGACGGCGGCCGCGCAGCGCCACGCGGCCGAGAGCCAGAGCACCUCCAUACGCACCAGUGACAAGGCCAUCCUCGUGACAAAAGCUGAGGAGUUCCUCAAGAGUCGCCGCUCCUCCAUAGGGAUCCAGGUGGAAACAGCAACUGAUUCAGAUACUGAAAGCAGAGGCCUACGGGAAUAUCAUUCUGUUGGAAUUCAAGUGGAAGAUGAAAAACGACACGGACGAUUCAAGCGCUCGAACAGUGUAACAGCAGCUGUGCAGGCUGACCUGGAACUGGAGGGUUUUCCAGGACACAUCACCAUGGAAGAUAAGGGACUUCAAUUUGGCUCAUCAUUCCAGCAGCACUCAGAGCCCAGCACACCCACCCAAUAUAGUGCAGUGAGAACUGUACGGACACAGGGACUGUUCAGCUACAGAGAAGAUUACAGGACCCCAGUUGACACCUCAAACCUUCCACCACCAGAGCCCUGGCUGGAGCCAGCCAUCGAGACAGUCGAGACCGGCCGAAUGUCUCCUUGUCGGCGUGACGGAUCUUGGUUUAUGAAGUUACUGCACACCGAGACUAAGAGAAUGGAAGGAUGGUGCAAAGAAAUGGAAAGAGAAGCAGAAGAAAAUGAUCUUUCUGAAGAAAUCCUAGGUAAGAUCCGAAGUGCUGUUGGAAGUGCUCAGCUCCUCAUGUCUCAGAAAUUCCAGCAAUUUUAUUGGCUUUGUCAGCAAAAUCUGGACCCGAGUGCCAUGCCAAGACCAACUUCCCAGGACCUUGCAGGUUUCUGGGACUUACUGCAGCUCUCAAUUGAAGAUGUCAGCAUGAAGUUUGAUGAACUGCACCAGUUGAAACUCAAUGAAUGGAAAAUAAUAGAAUCACCUGAAAGGAAGCCAACGGGUUGGUGGAUGGAAGAAAGAAAGAUUCCUCCUCCUGUACCAAAGAAGCCCCCAAAAGGAAAAUUCCCUAUCACAAGAGAAAAAUCUCUGGACCUACCUGACAGACAGCGGCAGGAAGCCAGAAGACGGCUGAUGGCUGCCAAGCGGGCAGCCUCUUUCCGGCAGAAUUCAGCCACAGAGCGUGCAGACAGCAUUGAGAUCUAUAUCCCAGAGGCUCAAACCCGGCUUUAAAGACAGAAUGCUGCAGAGUUCCUUUUUUUAAACAAAAUGCUUGUACAGUUUGUCACUUACCUGGUAAUUUUUGUCUCAUUCUCUCCACUAAAUAUACCCUUGAUGUUGUGUUCUUUGUGCCAUAAGCACAGUGGAAUGCUUUUGAUUUCCUCAGAAUUUGCUGAGCUCACCGCAAGAACGACUUCUUUUUGUAUUUAUUGUCUGACUUACAAUCAGCUACAAUGGAUAGGGCUUGUCAAGACCUGACUUAUCCAAUAUAUUCUCAGAGGACAACAAGAAACACCUCUUGAGAUGGAACCCAGCUUACUUUUUGUUAUUUAUAUUUUUAUAAAAUGUGUGAUAAUUAGGGAUAAGAAUAACAAACUAUAAAUGGGUGCAUCUCACCAUUCACUAGAGGCAUUAGCUAAUCCAAGUAGAAGGUGCUACAAAUGUAAAGAGCAGGAAAGAAAGAACCCAUUUAUCUCCUUGACCUUCAGUUUCUUUUCCUAGAAUCCAGCUAACAUAUUUACCCAUGCGCUCUGCCACUCUUCUCAUCUUUGUUACUGCAAAAUAACAUUAGGCCUCUCAUCUCAUUCAAGUUUCUGGAGAUGAACAGGGAUAUCCAGCCACUAAAACUCCAAAGUUCAUCAGAAACCAAGAAGCAUACAAGUCUGGUGAUGGUGGGAAUGUCCACUGAGAAACGUUUGCUGUUAGCAGUAUAACGACACUUUGAAACCUAAGCAAAAUUGUAAUGCAAGAGGACUUGAGUGAUGGUGAAAGGAAAACGGAAGCCUUAAAAAGUUAGAUCUUCUGUAGUAAGACGAGUAAAGAAAAAGUUAUACUUGCUCCUUUGGACCACUCAUUGCAUUUUUAACUGUUCUUUUACAUGUUAAUAUUUAUUUUAUAAACCUUCUCUCUUUCAUUUCAAGAGCUGUGCUAUAUGUACUAUUUCAAACUCUCAAAUUGUUAUAACAAUUGAGUUUCCAGGGUAUCCUUGAGAACAAAAAAAAUCUUGCUUGUUUAAAAUGCCAGUUGUGAUGUUGUAAACAGUUUAAGAAAUAUGAAUGUGAGUGGUAAGUAUAUAUAAGUUUAAAUGGUUAUGUUAAGGUAAAGGUGAACUGUGGUUUACAGUUGUAAUUUUUUUUAGAACUAUUUUUCUAUGCAGUAUCAUUUAUGGCAAGAAUAAGUUUCUUGCUUGCUUCAGACAUAGGAAAAAAAAAAAACUGACUCAAGAGAUAAGUGCAUAAGGAAAAUAAUAAAUUUUCAAGCCUCAUAUUGUCAGAGAGAAGUGGUAGCUACCACAGUCAAGAGGCUUUCAUUUAAAACAAAUUUAGGACAGAAUUAUUCCACUUCACCUACCUUCCAGAGCCAACCAAGCAGUCCAGCACCUAGAAGUCUUCAGGUGAAGAUGCAAUAAAAUGAGCAACAUGCAGCCCCCAAUACCAAGGUUUGAAUCUUAUUGAACACAAGUUUAGGUGAAAAGAAUGAGAACCCAGUGAGACAGACAGCCCCAGCUACCACAUUCCCCGUUUACCUGCUUUAACAAAUGCAAUGUAUUUAGCCAUAGGCAGAACAAUUCUUUAAUUAUACUCAAGCACUUUGGUUCUUCACCUGUUGAGCACUUUAAAUCCAAAUCCCAUACACCCUGCAGCCUGAUGGUUGAGUGAAAACGUGAAGUACCAUAGGUUUUGCAGAUCUGACAUUAUUUCCAAUCUGUUUUCUUUUGUUUGGUUGCUUGGUUUUUUCACUCUUUUUUCCCAGUGUGUGGUAUUAAGCAUGAGUUCUGUCUUUGGACAACUGAUAAAGCAUGCUUGGCUUCAAAGUACGAAUCUUUAGAGAUGAAGUUUUGAGAAGUUCCUGUGAGAAGACACCCCUGUAAAUUGAGCCUGGUAUCUGGUAUAUACUUUACCAAAUAGCCUUAAACUAUAUUUGAAGCAAAAACCAAGACGAAUGUAUAUCCUUCAAGAAUGCAAAAAAAAAAAAAAAAGGACAAAAAAAAAGAAAAAAAGGAAUAAAAAAUAAUAAAUCCCUGAAAUAUUCUUCUAUAGAUGAAAACAUUAUAUUUCCCAUCCCUUGCGUUUUCGAGGCAUUUUCUAUUAAGGAAAGAGCUGAAUCUGAGGCAGUGUACAAUAUUGAUGCUAUUUCCUAUAUUUGUUGUACUAUUUUAAAUACAGAAGUACAUGCAGAGACUGGCAUCUUUAGUCUUGAAAACUGGUAUCCUAAAGUGGAGCUGCUAAUUAGAAUAUCCACACAAAACCAAAGCCAGUAUUUUUCCUAGAUUGAAGAAAUUUAGAGACACACACACCUGUACACAUAUAUACGUAUGGCAGCUGACACGUUUUAUCUAAUUUUCUGCACACUUCCAGGAGGAAUCACUUUACUCACUUGAACCCUUCUACCUGCAGCAACAGGUCAAUUAAGCAAUUAAGACAAGCUGUACCUGAUCCUGCCAGUAAUCAGACUUUAUGAAGACAAAUUGUAAACCAAACAGAUUACAGAUAAACUGAGACUCCAGCUGGCCUAAUAAUGCUGACUUGGAGGAGUCUGUGUUCUACAUUUCCUAUGCUGCUAUAAGAAAAUUCUCAGUAUAAGAUUUAUAAAUCUAUGAUUUCUGUUUGAUCCACCUUGUUCAAACAAACAAAAAAACCAAACAACUAAAAAAACCCACAAAAACAAUUGGAAAAAAAAUCAAAAGUAAACUAGAUGCCUACCAACAAAUUUGAUAAUGUUGUCUGUGCACAUUACAUUUUGAAGUGCAAUAUAUUAAAUUGUUGUACAGGUAACAUUAUAUUUUUUAAGGCAAAUAAGCCAUUUCAAUUUACAUAUUGUACACCUGAUUAGUUUAGAAGGAUAACAUUAUGCUUAUAAUAUUUGUGUUGCAAAUAAAUCGAAGUCAGAUUGCUUCAUUCUCUGACAUGAGAAACACCGUAUCUUAAUAAACAUAUGUCCAGAUCUAUUGUAAUCUGACUCCACAUAACAAAAAUAAAUGUCAGUUACAAAACCAAAGUAGGAGGAAUAGAAAUAAACAGAAAGAUAGGAACUAGAAUGCUUUCUCCUUUGAGAGUUCAUGGUAUAGACCCACUCACAACAGCUGAAUAUAGCAAAAUAGUCUGGUGUUUAAUUAAAUAUUAAUUGGGCUAAUAUGUAUUCUAACACAUUAAAACUAUAGAAAGUCUCUGUUCGUUUAGUCAUUAGUCAUGACUGUAAAACACAAGUAUACUAAACAGAAUUCAGAAAAUUUAAAUAAGGAAAAAGGCCUGAAAGGUAAAAUUGAUAUUUGCCAUACUUAUUUUUGCUUUGUAUAUUUUUUUAGAUUUGAAAUUCUUUGUAAUUUGGUGGAGUACAUUAUGAAGUGUUUUAUUAUUUCACGUCCAUCCAAUUAGAAUGGCCUUUGGCAGAAUGCAAACAUGAACAACGUUGUACAGUUUAAUACCAAAAAAUGAUUAUUUUAAUUCAUGCUUAAACCUUGACAUAUAUUAGAUUUGAAAUCAAUCAGGAAGGAAUUAAAGUGUGCAUAGGAAAGUGCGUGAAUUUCAUAUAUAUAGAUAGAUAUAACAUAUAUUUCAUACGAUGGAAAUUAUUUGUUUUAAAAUAAGCCCACGUCCUGCUGUAUCAGUAAAUUAGUACUCUACUUCCUCAUUACUGCAUCUAGUACAUAGUCAAGGAAUGUUUGGUCAUUGGGUGGUUUUGCAAGUAACUGCUGUGUGACGAGUGUCACGUGUGGCACGGUAUGUCACACGGGGCCUGCAGCCUCCUCGCGGCCUGUGGAAGCACUGCCCUGCAGAGGUUCCUGGCCCCGUGGCACCUCAGGCAGUGUCACCGUUCUGUCCCCGGCCCUCUCCACGCAGGCCCCCUAGACCUCCAAUCAGCCCAGCUCAGCCUUUUACACUCGAAGCCUUGAGCCUGCCCUGCCCAGCUGGUGGGUUUGAUGUCCUCCUCAGCACCUCAGAGCUGGCACCAGUGGCGAGGGCACACUGGAGGCUGUCCCAUCAAGUGCUGGUUUGUGCAUGCCGAUUUGAGGUCUGGAGCUGGUCUGGCAGCUCCGGGUGUCAAACUGUGUGCACUGAAAACUUGUGAAAGCAGAGCCUCAGUGUAAGGGAGCUUAAAUGAAUCGUGAAGCACCGUUACUCCCAUUACUGUUCCUCGAGCAUCUUAUGAUGCAGGGACACCACUGGCCAGCUGCGCUCGAGGUAAGGAAUAUCAGCAAACCCCUUAAUGACUAGAGAGGUGCUUCCUGGUGUAUGACAGGUUGGCACCCACACUUACACAGUGCCUUUCAUCCAGAAGGAUCUCCAAGCACUUUAUUAGCCAACACACAAACUCCAGGCUGGGCUGCAGCUGGGACAGGUAACCCAGCAUGGCGGGAUGCUGGGGGUUCUCCCACCUGUCCCCACGCUGCUGGGAGUUUCCUUCCAUGCUUCCAGCAUCUGGGACCUCACAGUCUGAGCCUGUGCUGAAGGAGAAGAAAAGACUCACUGAACCAAGAGGAAGACCUGAGCAAAGCAGAGAUGAGGGCAAUCAGUGCUCAUACCAUACCCUAGGGAGUAGGCAGGGAGUAAUGAGCAUCAAAUUAAUCUUCCAGAACAAUCUCUGUCUUUUCUGUUCCUGACAAUGGCAGUGAGGUCCUGGCAGUGGAGGAGCUCCCUGGGAGAGUGCCGGAGGAGACUCCUGGCUGGUGCCAGGCACGGAAGCUGAUGGCACCAGCAGCUGAGCCCUCUUGGUCAGGAAUCUUGGCAAGUCUCCCCUUCUCAAGUGCAUUUCCCUCACUUUCUUAGCAGGAGAGAUCCAUCCGGGGUCCUUGCUGCACAAGCAGCCUUCCCCAGGCGCCCUGCUCUCUCCCCAGGUCUGCCUCCAGCCCAGCUAACACGAGGGAUGACGUGGGGCACAGCACUGAGGCAUGACGACUGUGCUUUGGUUUGGGCAGCUGCUCUCUCGUGAGACUCAGCCCCAACCCUAAGGGUUCUUCUAUGGCAGAGCAAUGGGGGCACCUCUCUCUGCAUGGACAGGAUCAGCAGAUGAGAGACCACCAUUUCACACUGCACAGAACAGAGAGAGGAUAUUUACAUGCAUCAGUAUAUACACAUAAUGAUUUUUCACUGUCAAGGUUCCAGAGAACCAGACCCAGGAGCCUCAGUCAACACUCACAUUCCUGUAGAUUGUGCCCCUUUCUUGCAGCUCAUCCUCACAUGGAUGGCUGUGGCAGGUUCAGUGCCUGCUGCAGUCCAUGGCCCAUCAGCAGCUAUUCACCAUGUUCACCUCCAGGGACCAUCUUUCAGGAAUAUGGCAUACUCAUAUGCAUAUACAGAGUCCUGUCAGGAAUUAAGCCCUCUGUAUCCACAGAAAUUGCUUAAUUUAUCUCUGAAAUGCAGCUACCUCUAUGGCAUAAUGCUGUAGCUGUUUAACUACAUAAUAGGCUGUUCAGGACAGCAAGUAUAAAACCAAAAUUGAAAUGGAAUGUUGCCCAAAAGAAAAUUUGGCCAGCAUAUGUGAGCUGAUUCAGCUCCUCUUAAUGAAAUAAAAUUCCAAUAGCUGAAAGGGGCCAUGGCAUUCAUUACUGAAUGUCUUUUCCAACAUAAACGAUUCUAUGAUUCUGUAUCUAAAAAUGGUAUUCCAGAUCUUUUCUCAUUAAAUGCAUAUUGCAUUUCAUAAAAGAUGAUAGCAGACGAAGACUGCACGUUCACUGAUCCACCUUUCCACACCCAGCUUUUGUCCCAUUACCCUUCAUUGCCAGAAGAGAGCUGGGCUUUUUAAGUCAGAUCGUAGUUAAGGUAAAUUAGUCUGUCUACACAGCUUGCUCUUUAACUGAGCAAACACAGAACAGUUUUCAUCAGCUGGCAAUUUAAUUCUAUAUUUUAUUAAGGCCAAAUUGUUAUUUUUCUAAAUUGGUUUUGUUGGACAGGAUUUUUUACUUCUCUAGGUACAAAAACAUGGAUAUUUUCACCUAAGCAUAAAUGAGGAGGAGGCUUAUUUGAAUAUAUAGACAUUAUUCACAAACACAGUCCAUUAGUGAGGAAUUUUCUUCUUCUUACCUUGCCACUCUUUCAUUCAACACAUCAUUUCCCAUUCCUAAAGCUUCACUGUCAUACAAGUUUCUUAUUUGUGAGAUGGAUUAUUGCAGAGCACCGGGCUAAGUUCUGGUCCCAGUUGUAUUAGGAUCAAUGCUCAGAAACUGAAACCAGAAAGAAAUAUCAGAUCUGAAUCAAUAUAAUUCAGAUCAAUAUCUGACUCAGCAAGUCUGAGGUAGGAAGGACUCAAGGUAGCAAGCGUGCCAUUACUUUGUAGGAGCUCAUUUUUCCUUUGAGGAAGGUCAGAGCCAUGCAGAGGGCUCGGUAGCAGAUUUGAGUCUCUGAAGAGAGUCCUCACAAAGACAUGCCAGCUUUGUUUAUAAUUACCAUGGAACUCACAUGCUCAUAUCCAUGCUUUGAAUUAUCCUUUGGAGGUUUAAUAGAAUGGCCAUCUCAUUUUAAAAGGGCUCACCUGUAUGUACUAUUUAGUUAAAUUUAUACAUUAAUUUCCUGACUGAAAUAAAAUUCCCUUUUGACUAGCUUGGCUUAUAUGCUCCAAAACUGUUCUUUCCUGAAGAAAAGCCACUAUGACUGUGCAGAAUUUUCUGUACAGAGACAAAACUCAUACUUUCAUUUACCAUGGACCUGCCAAAAUAAUCAAGUGUGGCCUAAGGACUAAAUUAAAUGCCUCCUGUAGAACUUCAAGGAAUGUUAGAACCAGGAAACUAGCUGUUUAGUUAUCAUUAAAAGUAUAUAUAAAUAUAUAUAAAUAUAUAUACAUAAGAAAUCAUAUCAACAAUGAGGAUGAACUGAGUGCCAAAUAUUCACCAUCUGUAUAAAACUACACUUCACUAGAAUUAAACUAUUUUAUGUAAUUCUUUCUCAUGCUUUUAUGGUUCUUUUGAUAAAUUCUAUUUAGUAGCAUGCAGGAUACCUAAAUUGAAUGUACAGUAUGUUGUUUCAUUGCUACAAUAAUUUAUUGCUUCUCAGUAAUAUCUUCUUUACCAGAAUGUUAUUUGUUACUUUGAAGACAUAUUUGAAAAUUGUUUUAUUAUUGAGUUAUUCUUUUUUUCUUGGUUCUCUACUCACCUCCAGCUGAUUGUAAGAAAAUGUGCUUCACUAUUUUGCCCCAUGGCUCUUUUAUGAAGCUGCCUCUUUCAAUUGGUUUAUGUAUUGUUUAUGUUCAUCUCCUGUAAAUAAUUCUGCAAUUAAAUUUUUUGAGAAAAAAUA
Messenger RNA from Zonotrichia albicollis (white-throated sparrow), 10779 nucleotides. RefSeq names its product DLG associated protein 2 (gene DLGAP2). Gene Ontology annotation, cellular component: glutamatergic synapse; postsynaptic specialization. The record is from RefSeq and is a predicted model, not a curated record. Gene Ontology annotation, biological process: signaling. NCBI's taxonomy places the organism in Eukaryota, Metazoa, Chordata, Aves, Passeriformes, Passerellidae. Gene Ontology annotation, molecular function: molecular adaptor activity.